GAACUGUGUAUACACUGAUGGUCUGACCGCUUUGCUUCUUGUUGUUUUUGCUGCGUACGCCGUACGGAACGGGAACGGUAUACGAAAAGUUAUUAGUUGUGAAGAUUGAAUUCUGCAGAGAGACAAAGAUAGAGACGCAUUACUGCUAAUUGAAAGAUGUCCGCUAAGCGUAAGGCAGGUGGUAACGGGGCCGGUCCCAACAAGCGUCGCCCAAAGAAGAAGGAAUCAGACUACGAGGAUGAGUUCAGUGAUGAGUCCGACGACGAUGUCGCCCAACAGCAACAUGCUGCCGGUCAAAUGGAGGUGCUAAUACCACACGAUAGUCUGGAUCCGCCCAGUAAGCUGCCAGAGGAUUUGCUAGCGACUCUGGAGAAGACACCGGGUCAGCUGCUGAUAGCCGGCAUGGUGACCUGGGAUCUAACCGGCAAACGGGAUCGCAAAAAUGUCACAAAAGUGCGUCCCAAUCUGUAUAGCUUUCAUCGCUUUACAGAUGAGAUGUAUCGGUAUGCUGCCAGUGGACCCGCUGCAGCACACACAAUACUCAUCAACAUGGAUCGCAAGGCAUUGGGCUUUGGACGCAAUCCCAGCGGUCAGCUUGGCUUGAGCCAGGAUAUGAAGCUGGUGGAGAAGCCAACACUCAUUCCAGCACUGGAGCAGCUGAAUAUCGUACAAGUAGCCGCUGGGCGGCAUCAUACGCUCUUCCUCACCGACACAGGCACCGUCUAUGCCUGCGGAGAGAACAAGUCCGGGCAAUGUGGUGUGGGCAAUGCUCAUCCAAAUAUCUUUACACCGACUCCAAUUAAUUAUCGUGGCCCACCUAUUAUACGCAUCGGCUGCGGUGCCGAAUUCUCAGUUAUACUCGAUAUUAAGGGCAAUUUGCAUACGUUCGGCUUGCCGGAAUACGGUCAGUUGGGCCACAAUACGGAUGCCAAGUAUUUUGUGAAUGCCAAUAAGUUGUCAUUCCAUUUUGAGACAUCACCGAAGAAGGUUGUGCUCUACAUUGAGAAGAGCAAGGAGGGGCAUGUGACACCUGUCGAUGGUGUACAGAUUGUCGACUUUGCGUGCGGCAACAAUCAUACGGUGGCAAUUGAUUCAAAGAAGCGAGUCUAUAGCUGGGGUUUUGGGGGCUUUGGCCGCUUGGGUCAUGCCGAGCCCAAAGACGAGAUGGUACCGCGUCUCAUGAAGUUCUUUGAUUCUCAAGGACGUGGCGGACGCAGCGUCUACUGCGGCUCAACCUUCAGCUUGAUAAUCAACGAGCUGGGACUGCUUUAUCUGUUUGGCCAGAACAAGAAGACGGGCGAGGCCAACAUGUAUCCCAAGCCAGUGCAAGAUCUGGCAGGCUGGAACAUAACAGCAAUUGGCUGUGCCAAUACCUCAAUUAUGAUAUCGGCUGAUGAUACUCUAAUUGCCUGGGGCGCAUCACCCACAUUUGGCGAGCUGGGCAUUGGUGAGUUCCAGAAGUCGUCGACGGUGCCAAAGGAGGUGCCCAAAAUGGACGGCAUUAAAAUACCUCAGGUUACCAUGGGCUACUCCCAUACGGUUUUGCUUGUGGAUACCACACAUGAGGCCACCAAGCAGAAGUAUGAGAAGAUGCCCGAAUAUACUAUCGAAGAUUAAACACACCCAGCAACAAAAAAAAAAGGAA
This is a messenger RNA of Drosophila arizonae, 1645 nucleotides long. RefSeq names its product protein RCC2 homolog. The record is from RefSeq and is a predicted model, not a curated record. Gene Ontology annotation, biological process: negative regulation of GTPase activity. Gene Ontology annotation, molecular function: small GTPase binding. Gene Ontology annotation, cellular component: membrane. NCBI's taxonomy places the organism in Eukaryota, Metazoa, Arthropoda, Insecta, Diptera, Drosophilidae.